Molecule: messenger RNA, 1641 nt
Organism: Heterostelium album PN500
Lineage: Eukaryota; Evosea; Eumycetozoa; Acytosteliales; Acytosteliaceae
Gene: ctrA
Product: putative cationic amino acid transporter
Exons: 4
Coding region: 1-1641 (546 amino acids)
Biological process (GO): transmembrane transport; amino acid transport
Cellular component (GO): plasma membrane
Molecular function (GO): amino acid transmembrane transporter activity
Source: RefSeq, a predicted model, not a curated record
AUGGCUAGUUAUUAUUCAGAAGAUAAAACGCCACUGAUAAGAGAGAGAAAAUCAGUGUAUAAAAUCUCAUCACUCACAAGAAAGUAUCCUUACGAUUUGAGUAAGGACGAGGAACUCGAUAAAUGUUUGACCAUUUUCGAUAUUAUUUCGUAUGGUGUCGGUAGUACGGUAGGUGCUGGUGUGUUUGUAUCGAUCGGUGUUGCUAUCAAGACUGCCGCUGGUCCAGGUACACUUCUCUCCUUCUUGUUCUCCGCUAUCGCAUGUCUCAUCUCUGCCUUUUGUUACUCAGAGUUUGCCGCCAAAAUCCCACUUUCCGGUUCCGCCUACACUUUUGCUUAUGUAGCACUUGGUGAAUUCGCUGGUUGGUUUAUUGGUUGGAAUCUAACUUUGGAAUAUGCAAUUAGUGCAAGUGCAGUUGCUCGUGGAUGGUCAGGAUAUUUCUCUAAUUUCUUUACUGUCUUCAAUACUACUACACCAGAGUUUGUCCUUGGUUAUGGAGUGGAUUCGGUAUUCAAUAUUCAACCUUUGGCACCGGUCAUUAUCAUUAUCUGUACUGUGAUUCUUGCAUUUGGUGUUAAGGAUUCCGCUCGUUUCAAUAUGGCCAUCACCUCGUUGAAUAUGAUCACCAUUUUCUUCUUUAUCAUCUUUGGUUCAUUCUUUAUUGACACUUCAAACUGGAGUCCAUUCCUCCCAUUCGGAUUCAACGGUGUCUUCCAGGGUUGUUCAAAGAUCUUCUUCAGUUAUGUCGGUUUCGACUCGGUAACGACACUCUCUGGUGAAGUAAAGAACCCAAAGCGUGAUCUUCCACUCGGUAUCGUUAUCACUCUUAUCAUUGCCACCGUUCUCUAUUGUUUAGUAUCGUUAAUUCUUUCCGGUAUGGUAAACUAUAAGGAUGUAAGUGAAAAUUCACCACUGUCUGAUGCAUUCUUGAGUUUGACGUCGAAACACCCAAAAUUGAAAUGGGCAGCGUUCGCGAUCGUGUUGGGUACAUUGACAUCACUCACUGCCUCAACUUUGUGCUCAUUGUUGGGUCAACCAAGAAUCUACAUGCAAAUGGCAAAGGAUGGUUUGUUCUUCUCAAAGUUCAAGGAAGUCAACAAGAAGACUCAAGUACCACUCUUUGGUACCAUCUUCACAGGUGUCUUUGCUUCGGUUCUCGCUCUCGUUUUGAGUAUUGAAAGCCUUUCAAAUAUGAUCAGUAUCGGUACUUUGUUGGCCUUUACCGUAGUUUGUGCCGGUAUCGUUGUUAUGAGAUUAAGAGAUGAAAACGGUAAUGAAAAUCACGUGAUUAAAUCGCCAUUGUUAUUGUUGAUAAUGUUUAUUUUCGCAUGUCUCUUUGGUUGGGCAAGCUCCAGAAGCUGGAAAUACUAUUAUCAAAUCGCUUUCGCUGCACCAAUGCUUAUCAUCAUUAUUAUGCUCAGCGUGAGAAAGCAGGUCAACGUUCCAGACACCUUCAAGUGUCCACUGAGCCCGGUCUUGCCAUGCUUGGGUGUCAUCGUCAACACCUACAUCAUUAUGCAUCUCGAUGUCGACUCUUUCUACAGAGUGUUUGUCUGGACUGCUAUUGGUUGUAUCAUCUACUUAGGUUAUGGUAUCAGAAACAGCAAAUUGAACGAGCUAGAACAAGACUCGAUCAACUAA